CGGUGCCGGUGCUGCCCGGUGCUCCCCGGUGCCGCCGCGGGACGCGGGCGCCCAUCCCGGCCCGACCCCUUUAAGAUGAUGCAAUCGGCCCCGCGCCGCUGAGCGGGCCGGAGCGCAGCGGGCGGAGCGGAGCGCGGCCCCGGCGCUGCCGGCGGUCCCGCCGGGCCAUGGGGCAGCCGCCGGAGCCCGGCAGUGCCUAGCGCGGCUGAGGCUUUCUGCAAGUCAUCGGGGCCGGCGGACGCGCCCCGCUGCCCUCCCGCUGCCCCGGCCCGGCCAUCCACUCGAGAAUUGUUUUAUUUAUUUAUUUCGUUGUCUGCUUUCAUUAUUUUCUGUAUGUACUGGUUUCCUCGUCACCCGCCACGGUUAACUUCCCUGUGACUCGGUUUAACACUUGAGACCUCCGUGGAUGCUGCUAAGAGCACUUCUGUUGCCUUUGCUGUCCCUUGCUUGGAUCGGAUUCACGCUACCCGGACCCUGUGUGCCUGUAUGUGUGUUCUGAGUGUCUUGACAUUUUGGUUUUCUUUACAAGAGCUAUGCAUUAAUUGUUACCAAGACCUGUGAAUGACCACAGACUUGGCUUGACCUUGAUUUUGAUGGCUUUGUUGAAAGAGCUGAUGAUGUGAUUGCAUGUCAUGAGGUGAUUGCUCUCCAGCCUCCAGCCUCCGUGUCUCAGUGUAUAAACCAAUUCUGCCACACUGUCACUCAUGGACUAUUCAGAUUUUUUUUUAAAAAAUCCUUUUGGCUACUUUUAUUUUCUCGCUUCUCGUUUCCCCCUUGUUUCUUCUUAAUGUUGGGAGCUUUAUUCUACCCUCUGAUGUGAUUGAUAAUAUCCUGUUUCUCCGCGCUGCUGGUUUCCAGUUUAAACUACAAUGGCUCUAAGUGGCAACUGCAGGACUUACCUCCCUGCUCGGGAGCAGGGGCCGGGGCUGCACUCCUUCCCCGAGGUGGUGGAGCUCAAUGUGGGCGGCCAGGUUUACUUCACUCGCCACUCCACCUUGGUUGGCACCCCCCACUCCCUGCUCUGGAAAAUGUUCACCCCAAAGAGAGACACGGCCAACGACCUGGCCAAGGACUCCAAGGGAAGAUUCUUCAUCGACAGAGAUGGUUUCCUUUUCCGCUAUAUUCUGGACUAUCUCAGGGACAAGCAAGUGGUUCUGCCCGACCACUUCCCCGAGAGGGGAAGGCUCAAGAGGGAGGCUGAGUACUUCCAGCUCCCGGACUUGGUCAAGCUCCUGACUCCCGACGACAGCAAGCAAAGCCCCGACGAUUAUUGCCACAGCGACUACGAAGAGGUGUCCCAGGGCAGUGACACCAGAAUAUGCCCCCCCUCGUCGCUCCUGCCGCCGGACCGCAAGUGGGGAUUCAUCACCAUCGGCUACCGCGGCUCCUGCACUAUCGGCAGGGAGAGCCAAGCAGACGCCAAAUUCAGGAGGGUCCCGAGGAUUUUGGUUUGUGGAAGGAUUUCUUUGGUCAAAGAGGUUUUUGGAGAAAGUUUGAAUGAAAGCAGAGACCCGGACAGGGCUCCAGAAAGGUACACCUCCAGGUUUUAUCUCAAGUUCAAGCACCUGGAGAGGGCUUUUGACAUGUUGUCCGAGUGCGGAUUCCACAUGGUGGCCUGUAACUCCUCGGUGACGGCUUCCUUCGUCAACCAGUACACAGACGACAAGGUCUGGUCCAGCUACACCGAAUAUGUCUUCUACCGUAAGUAG
This is a messenger RNA of Taeniopygia guttata (zebra finch), 1709 nucleotides long. Lineage: Eukaryota; Metazoa; Chordata; Aves; Passeriformes; Estrildidae. The record is from RefSeq and is a predicted model, not a curated record.